Molecule: messenger RNA, 385 nt
Organism: Caenorhabditis auriculariae
Lineage: Eukaryota; Metazoa; Nematoda; Chromadorea; Rhabditida; Rhabditidae
Source: the annotation of a GenBank genome assembly
AUGAAGCAGCAGGAAACUUCCGAUCGGAGAACAAAAAGACGGGAGGAAAUACAAAAUGAUGCUCGAAAAGGGACGAGGAAGGCGGCGGAUAGUCAGUCAGGUGGACAGGCCAAGUGCGGAAGUGAGGGCGACGGUUAGCAUGUUUGUCCAUUGACACGCGUCAGGUAACAAGCCGAGCGGCCGCCCGUUUAAGACCGGCCCGAUCAACUCAUCAACUCCGUGCGCUUCCUUGAUCAGCAAAGCAUACAGCGCUGGCCACUGGUCAGCUUUGCGCCCGACUCUCAACUACUUUCACCGCUCCACAUCAUCCCUAUCAGACGUGACCAAACAAGCCAGCAGCUUGGGAAAGACGGUGUUAAUCCUGAUCUUGUUUGCUGACCGGUAG